Molecule: messenger RNA, 1769 nt
Organism: Orussus abietinus
Lineage: Eukaryota; Metazoa; Arthropoda; Insecta; Hymenoptera; Orussidae
Product: alpha-tocopherol transfer protein-like
Exons: 5
Coding region: 276-1181 (301 amino acids)
Cellular component (GO): membrane
Molecular function (GO): phosphatidylinositol bisphosphate binding
Source: RefSeq, a predicted model, not a curated record
UUCGCUCGUAACUCGCACGCGUUUCCGCGAGUGCGUGUUGUCCGCGUCGUCUCUGCCGCGCGAGAGUCACGCCAUCGCGCGACUGCUCCUCGAAAUCGUUGCCAGCGCGAGUUUGCCUUCAAAUUUUCCCGCCGGUCCUUAAAAUCUUUGCGCGAUUUCGCCUUUAAGUCUUUACGCGAUUUCGCCUUAAAAAUCGUCACGCGAGUCCGCCUUAAAAUCUUCGCUAACUCAAGACUCGAUCGGGGCAUCAGCUCCGAAAAAGUGUGACCGAGACCAUGUUGACCGACCUGGACGAGUUACCGUCUAUUAAGCUCGGCGACUUCACCUUGGAGUUCGAGUUGGGCCCUCCGAGUGCGGAACUUCAGGAAGUGGCGAGGAAGGAACUCCGAGAGACCCCGGAAGUCCAGAAGGAAGCCGUGGACAGGUUCCGGGAGCUUCUAAAAGGUGAGACCGACCUGUUGUGUCCCCUGGAGAACGACGCCUGGCUCAUCAGGUUCUUGAGACCGACCAAGUAUUAUCCAGAAUCGGCCCUGAAGCUCGUGAAGAAUUAUUACAGCUUCAAGGUGAAGCAUGCAAAUGUCUACGAUGGGUUGAAGCCGAGUCGGGAGAAGAAUAUCUUCGAGCAGAAUAUCCUGACGGUGCUGCCGAACCGGGACCAACAUGGCCGACGAAUCCUCAUCAUCGAGCUGGGGAAAAAGUGGAAGCACAAUAAAUGCUCGUUAGACGAGGUCUUCAAGGGCUGCGUAUUGUAUCUAGAAGCCGCCAUGUUGGAGCCCACGUCACAGAUCGCAGGGGCCAUCGUCAUUUUCGAUAUGGACGGGUUGUCAUUGCAACAGACUUGGCAGUUCACUCCUCCGUUCGCCAAAAGGAUCGUCGAUUGGCUGCAGGACAGCGUUCCUCUCAGGAUCAAGAACAUCCACAUUGUCAAUCAACCUUACGUCUUCAACAUGGUCUUCGCCCUCUUCAAGCCCUUCCUCAGGGAGAAGCUGAAGAGCAGAAUCAUCUUCCACGGCACGGAUCGUAAAUCCUUGCACCAGUAUAUUUCCCCUAAGUGCCUGCCGGAUUGUUAUGGAGGCACUUUGCAAAUUCCUAGAGUAACCGGGCCUCAGUGGUUCGAACUUUUGCUUAAAUGCGAUAAGGAGUACGAAGCGAUAAACUCCUACGGGUACAAGAAGAAAUAAGUGGAAUUAAUUCGCUAUUGCUUCGGCUGCGAAUUUGGAAGCCUCUCUCUCUCUCUUUCCUUUUUUUCUUAGAUUCUUCACAGAAUCGAUAACGAUUCAUGUUCGUCCACCUUAUCGACGGAGCGAGUGAUAAGUUUGCUCGGUUUGCUCUAUUUAUGUUAAAUUUAUUUCUCCCUUAUCGCCUUGCACGCCCUAGCGACACAAGGUGCUUUAGCUGCGAGUUUUUAUUACGUUUACUAUAUUUUUUUAUACCGUUGAAAUCUCGCGAAGUGCCGCGAAAGUGAAGUUCGCCACUUAAGUUGAAUGUCAUAAUUAACGCGAAUAUCGCAAGAUUUUGCACGACGGCGAGGACUAGCAAUAUCAAUUUUCGACCUAAUUUUUAGGAGGAUUUUGUAUUUAAAAUUUUCAAUCGUCACGGUGGAACUUCCCGCACUUCCUUUUUCGAAAAAGCGGAGACGCUUCCUGAAGUUCCUCUGGUAGGAUUAUUAUUUAACUAUCUCCUGUUGCUCUUCGACCUUUACAAUUAGCAGUGCUUCAAUUUUCUCGGAUAACUUUCGGCGAUUUGUUAAUAAAGUCAAGUUGUUUUAA